GGGCCAUAUGUCUCAACUGUCCCAGACAGAGACACGCCUGAGGAGCCCUGGCCAUGAGUCACACCAUGCUCUCUUUUUAAUAGAAGAACGGCUGCUUCUCUACACCAGGAAUCAUGUCAGCCAAGGAUCAUGAACGUUACACAUAUGAAUUCCGUGAUGACUCCCAUCCAUCAGAAAUGCUGAACGCUCUUUAUGAGUUCUACACUAACGACCUGUUCACUGACAUCACUCUCUGCUGCUCUACUGGCCAGAUGUUUCACUGUCACAAGGCAGUGCUGUCAGCCUGUAGUGCCUACUUUAAGGUAAUGUUCACCUUAGACAUGAGGGAACGUUCAAAUGGCAUCAUCAGUCUGCCUAGUGUAGAUGGAGAUAUUCUGAGUGCCUUGGUCAACUAUGUCUAUACCUCCAAAGUGAGCAUCACACAAGCCAAUGCGCAAAGCCUUCUUGAGGCAGCCGACCUCCUUCAGUUCAGUUCAGUAAAGAAGGCCUGCGAGGAGUUUUUGAUACGGUGUUUGGAUGUUGAUAACUGUCUCGGAAUGCACUCUUUUGCUGAGCUCCAUGUCUGUCCCAUGCUGGAGCAUGAGGCACUGAGAAUUAUACAUGGCAGAUUUGAGGAGCUUGUAAAUCAAGAAGAGUUUCUGGGACUAGAUCUCCAAAAGCUCAUCGCAAUAUUGUCUGCUGAGAACCUCAAUGUGUGGAGGGAGGAGACACUAUUAGAAGCAUCUGUAAAGUGGGUGACCUUUAACAUAGAUGCUCGAAGAGACUGUGUUCAGGAGCUGUUGCACUGCAUUCAGCUUGAGGUGGAUGAUAUGUACCUCAGAACUGCGCUGGAGGUUCACAAAGCAUGUAAUGACCGUAAACUGAGAUCUAUCAUCAUUCAGUCUAUGAAAUCUGGUGGAAAAGACAAAUCUUUAACUUGUAAAAAGCCCUCAUCAAACAUAUAUGUCAUAGGAGGUUAUUACUGGCAUCCGCUGUCAGAAAUUCACAUAUGGAAUCCCAUUUCCAACACGUGGGCCCAAGGGAAAGACCUGCCUGACUAUACGAGAGAGAGUUAUGGUGUAUCACUUCUAGGUUCCAACAUCUAUGUCACCGGAGGAUACAGGACAGAGACUGUGGAUGCACUGGACACAGUUUGGAUUUAUAAUGUUGACUCUGAUGAGUGGACAGAAGGAUACCCUAUGAUCACUGCCAGAUACUACCAUUGCUCUGUGCCUUUACAUGGAUGUAUAUAUGCCAUAGGUGGAUAUAGGGGAGGUGCCCCUGCUCGUGAGACUGAAUUCUAUGAUCCUUUAAAAAAGAAAUGGUUCCCAGUGGCAGAUAUGAUACAAGGUGUCGGAAAUGCUACUGCAUGUGUGGUGCAAGACAGAAUCUAUGUGACUGGAGGCCAUUAUGGGUACAGAGGAAGCUGUACCUAUGACAAAAUCCAGACUUAUAGAGCUGACAUCAAUGAGUGGAGCAUUACAACAAUAAGUCCCCAUCCAGAGUAUGGGCUUUGCUCAGUGUCACUGAACAACAAGCUCUAUUUGGUCGGCGGUCAGACCACCAUCACAGACUGCUAUGAUCCAGACAGGGACGAAUGGAGGCAGCUGACUGUAAUGAAGGAGAGAAGGAUGGAGUGUGGAGCUACAGUAAUAAACGGGUGCAUCUAUGUGACAGGCGGCUAUUCCUACUCAAAGGGCACCUACUUGCAGAGCAUAGAGAGGUAUGACCCUGAGUUGGACUGCUGGGAAAUAGUAGGCAACUUACCUACUGCAACCCGCUCACACGGCUGUGUUUGUGUGUUCAGUGUGUAGAAUAUAUACACUAUAUCGCCAA
Molecule: messenger RNA, 1815 nt
Organism: Colossoma macropomum (tambaqui)
Lineage: Eukaryota; Metazoa; Chordata; Actinopteri; Characiformes; Serrasalmidae
Gene: klhl23
Product: kelch-like family member 23
Exons: 4
Coding region: 114-1793 (559 amino acids)
Molecular function (GO): protein binding
Source: RefSeq, a predicted model, not a curated record